CUCACUGGGGAGAGAGCUGGCCUUGGGGAGCACUGUGGUCUCGGGUGCGGGUGCCCUGCUGUCUGGCCCCACCUCUCGAAGGCUGGGACUGGGGACCAGCGACCCUCCCCUGCCUACUCCACCCUGGGGACAGCCCCCUGGGCCAGCAGAGCAGGGGCUGCCAGAUGGACUCUGGGCCACUGUGGGCCUCAGGCCCUGUGGUCUGAGGCUCUCAGAACCCCUCCCUCCCGGUUGGCCUGACCCCAUCCCCUACUCCUCCAGCUUCUGAGGAGCCGACUCCAUUAGGUGGGGGUGUCCCUGCUGUGGGGUGAGCUGUUCGGGGAGCAGCAGACCCCCAGGCCGACGUGGCACCCCCCUCACCUCCGCUGCCGAGCCUCACUUCCGCUGCUGGGUGAGGAGCAGCCGCCACUGAUAAGCAGAGCUGUUUCCUCUGGGGAAGGGAGGGAGGUGGGGUGCGGGUGCGGAGGGCUCGCGCUGCUGGGCGCCCAUGGACCUCAGCCACGGCGGGCCCAGGGACGGACCUCCAGGAGGCCUGCUGGGGGAACAGAUCCAGCCUCCAUCCCACCACUUCUCCCCCGAGCAGCGGGCCCUGCUCUACGAGGACGCACUCUACACUGUCUUGCACCGCCUGGGUCAGCCUGAGCCCAACCAUGUGACGGAGGCCUCUGAGCUGCUGCGAUACCUGCAGGAGGCCUUCCACGUGGAACCCGAGGAGCACCAGCAGACACUGCAGCGGGUCAGGGAGCUUGAGAAGCCAAUAUUUUGUCUGAAGGCAACAGUGAAACAGGCCAAGGGCAUUCUGGGCAAAGAUGUCAGUGGGUUCAGCGACCCCUACUGCCUGCUGGGCAUUGAGCAGGGGGUAGGUGUGCCAGGGGGCAGCCCCGGGUCCCGGCAGCGGCAGAAGGCUGUGGUGAGGCACACCAUCCCCGAGGAGGAGACCCACCGCACGCAGGUCAUCACCCAGACACUCAACCCCGUCUGGGACGAGACCUUCAUCCUGGAGUUUGAGGACAUCACCAAUGCGAGCUUUCAUCUGGACAUGUGGGACCUGGACACUGUGGAGUCUGUCCGACAGAAGCUUGGGGAGCUCACGGAUCUGCAUGGGCUUCGCAGGAUCUUUAAAGAGGCCCGGAAGGACAAAGGCCAGGACGACUUUCUGGGGAACGUGGUUCUGAGGCUGCAGGACCUGCGCUGCCGAGAGGACCAGUGGUACCCCCUGGAACCCCGCACUGAGACCUACCCAGACCGAGGCCAGUGCCACCUCCAGUUCCAACUCAUCCAUAAGCGGAGAGCCACUUCGGCCAGCCGCUCGCAGCCCAGCUACACCGUGCACCUCCACCUCCUGCAGCAGCUUGUGUCCCACGAGGUCACCCAGCACGAGGCGGGAAGCACCUCCUGGGACGGGUCACUGAGUCCCCAGGCUGCCACCGUCCUCUUUCUGCACGCCACACAGAAGGACCUGUCUGACUUCCACCAGUCCAUGGCGCAGUGGCUGGCCUAUAGCCGCCUCUACCAGAGCCUGGAGUUCCCCAGCAGCUGCCUCCUGCACCCCAUCACCAGCAUCGAGUACCAGUGGAUCCAGGGUCGGCUCAAGGCAGAACAGCAGGAGGAGCUGGCCGCCUCAUUCAGCUCCCUGCUGACCUACGGCCUCUCCCUCAUCCGGAGGUUCCGCUCUGUCUUCCCCCUCUCUGUCUCAGACUCCCCAGCCCGGCUGCAGUCUCUUCUCAGGGUCCUGGUACAGAUGUGCAAGAUGAAGGCCUUCGGAGAACUGUGCCCCAACACCGCCCCAUUGCCCCAGCUGGUGACAGAGGCCCUGCAGACUGGCACCACUGAAUGGUUCCACCUGAAGCAGCAGCACCAUCAACCCAUGGUGCAGGGCAUCCCGGAGGCAGGCAAGGCCUUGCUGGGCCUGGUACAGGAUGUCAUUGGCGACCUGCACCAGUGCCAGCGCACAUGGGACAAGAUCUUCCACAAUACCCUCAAGAUCCACCUCUUCUCCAUGGCUUUCCGGGAGCUGCAGUGGCUGGUGGCCAAGCGGGUGCAGGACCACACGACGGCUGUGGGUGAUGCAGUGUCCCCAGAGAUGGGCGAGAGUCUGUUCCAGCUCUACAUCAGCCUCAAGGAGCUCUGCCAGCUGCGCAUGAGCUCCUCAGAGAGGGAUGGAGUCCUGGCCCUGGAUAAUUUCCACCGCUGGUUCCAGCCGGCCAUCCCCUCCUGGCUGCAGAAGACGUACAACGAGGCCCUGGCGCGGGUGCAGCGCGCUGUGCAGAUGGAUGAGCUGGUGCCCCUGGGUGAACUGACCAAGCACAGCACAUCAGCGGUGGAUCUAUCCACCUGCUUUGCCCAGAUCAGCCACACUGCCCGGCAGCUGGACUGGCCAGACCCAGAGGAGGCCUUCAUGAUUACCGUCAAGUUUGUGGAGGACACCUGUCGCCUGGCCCUGGUGUACUGCAGCCUUAUAAAGGCCCGGGCCCGCGAGCUCUCUUCAGGCCAGAAGGACCAAGGCCAGGCAGCCAACAUGCUGUGUGUGGUGGUGAAUGACAUGGAGCAGCUGCGGCUGGUGAUCGGCAAGUUGCCCGCCCAGCUGGCAUGGGAGGCCCUGGAGCAGCGGGUAGGGGCCGUGCUGGAGCAGGGGCAGCUGCAGAACACGCUGCAUGCCCAGCUGCAGAGCGCGCUGGCUGGGCUGGGCCAUGAGAUCCGCACUGGCGUCCGCACCCUGGCCGAGCAGUUGGAAGUGGGCAUCGCCAAGCACAUCCAGAAACUGGUGGGCGUCAGGGAGUCCGUCCUGCCUGAGGAUGCCAUUCUACCCCUGAUGAAGUUCCUGGAGGUGGAGCUUUGCUACAUGAACACCAACUUGGUGCAGGAGAACUUCAGCAGCCUCCUGACCCUGCUCUGGACCCACACGCUCACAGUGCUGGUGGAGGCGGCCGCCGCCCAGCGCAGCUCAUACCUGGCUUCCAACAGGCUGAAGAUUGCCCUGCAGAACCUGGAGAUCUGCUUCCACGCUGAGGGCUGUGGCCUGCCGCCCGAGGCCCUGCACACUGCCGCCUUCCAGGCUCUGCAGAGGGACCUGGAGCUGCAGGCGGCCUCCAGCCGGGAACUCAUCCGGAAGUACUUCUGCAGCCGAAUCCAGCAGCAGGCAGAAACCACCUCUGAGGAGCUGGGGGCUGUGACAGUCAAGGCCUCCUACCGCGCCUCUGAGCAGAAGCUGCGUGUGGAGCUGCUCAGCGCCUCCAGCCUGCUGCCCCUGGACUCCAACGGCUCCAGCGACCCCUUUGUUCAGCUGACCUUGGAGCCCAGGCAUGAGUUCCCUGAGCUGGCGGCCCGGGAGACCCAGAAGCACAAGAAGGACCUUCACCCAUUGUUUGAUGAGACCUUUGAAUUCCUGGUGCCUGCUGAGCCGUGCCGUAAGGCUGGGGCAUGCCUCCUGCUCACCGUGCUGGACUACGACACGCUGGGGGCCGACGACCUGGAAGGCGAGGCCUUCCUGCCGCUGCGUGAGGUGCCCGGGCUGAGUGGCUCUGAGGAGCCUGGUGAGGUGCCUCAGACCCGCCUGCCCCUCACGUACCCCGCACCCAACGGGGACCCAAUCCUGCAGCUGCUGGAGGGCCGGAAGGGUGACCGAGAGGCCCAGGUCUUUGUGAGGCUGCGGCGGCACCGGGCCAAGCAGGCCUCCCAGCAUGCCUUGCGGCCUGCACCGUAGCCGUAGAGGUUUGCGGUGGGGCUGGGUCCCCGGUGGGGACUUGCAAGGGCUUUCCUGUAGGGUCUGGGGCUUCCCCGCCACAUCGCGGCCCUCCAGCCUGGCUAACACUUGGGGAGCCCCAGCAUGCGGAGUGCCCAGAGUGCAGACCUCCCCUGCCUUCCAUGGUGAUGGGGGCUCAGCAGCGACAUCUCUACUCCCGCCUCCCUGCCUCCAGCCCUGGCUGCAAUGUCUCUACCACAUCCCAGCACCAGGGGGAGCAAACCCUGCCCCUGCCCGCCUCUCAGAAAAGCUGCUGUGGUGGGCAGGGGAUUGGGCCAUCUGCCUCCUGGCCUUCCUGUUCCAGCCACUGGGGUGGGGGCCAGGUUCACUGGGACCAGGGCUACAGGCACAGAGUCUCCUGGGAAAGGGAGAGGGUACCCUGCCAAAGAUGAGGCUCCAGCUGCCCUGGGGGGAGGGUGGUGGCCAUUACUAGAGGGAGCCUGGGUCCUCUCCCCAGGGGCUGCCAGCAUCCAGGCCAGGGAGCCUGGUUCCUCUCCCCAGGGGCUGCCAGCAUCCAGGCCAGGAAGCCUGGAGCCAAGAACCUUCUGGCUCUGAGGGAGCAAGAGCUGGCAGGCGGCGGGGCUGGCACAGACAGACGGAAGCAGAAAGGACAGUUUGGCCGCUGUGUCUGCUGCGCAUGCUCCCUCCCCGGACAGCACCUGCCACCUAGAAACUUUCUUAGCAAAAAAAUUAAUAAAAACAAAUCUAUUGUCCUCUUAAAAUAUGCCUUUGGCCUACAGUGGGGCCCGGAAUGCGAGCCAGGCCGGGUAGCUUCCUCCCCAGCCCUCAGGGGACUUUGAGCUACCGCCACCUUGGGGUAGCUACAAAGCAGGGGGGUAGGUGUGGAAAUAACUGAGGCAGAGGCAGGGCUAGGGUGAUUUUUGGCCGUGGGCUUUGAAUAAAUUGCUUUACCAGGCAUACCAGUUCCUGUGGUGACACCCAGGACAGGGACCGGUUCCUCGGGGGAGCACAGUGAGCAGGGGCCUCCCAGGGGUGUAGGUUGAGGCUGAGAGGCUGCUCUUGAGACAGUAGGGCGUAGAGGAGCUGGGUCCCUACCCUGCCUGGGGGGUGUCAGAACCUGAGGCCUGGUCAUCACAUCAUCCUAGCUGUGUGACCCUGGUUUCAUGUCAGAACCUCUGAAUCUGCACAAAAUGAGGACAGGAGUCUAGGUUAGCUGAGAUGACAUCCAAGGCCCGAGACCAUGCAAAGAGGAUCCCACCAGGGUGUUUUCUCACCCCCACGGCACAGCCUAGUUGAGGAGGUGGGAGGGAGGACGUACCUCUUAGGCCUCAGCCCCUCAUCCCUCAGGGGCAGGGUGGGGUGAAGAAGGCAGAAGGCAGGACUUCCUCUGGGUCCUACCAGCAAAUCAUCCCAAUGGGAAGGCACUGGGUUUUUUGUUUUUGUGAUGGAGUCUCACUCUGUCGCCCAGGCUGGAGUGCAAUGGGGCAAUCUCAGCUCACUGCAACCUCUGCGUCCCGGGUUCAAAGGAUCCUCCUGCCUCAGCCUCCUGAGUAGCUGGAACUACAGGCAUGUGCCACCACACCUGGCUAAUUUUUGUAUUUUUUUUUUUUUUAGUAGAGACGGGGUUUCACCAUUUUGGCCAGGCUGGUCUCGAACUCCUGACCUCAAGUGAUCUGCCCGCCUCGGCCUGUUUUUGUUUUUGAGAUGGGAUCUCACUCUGUCACCCAAGCUGGAGGCAGCUGUGCAAUCAUGGCUCACUGCAGCCUCGACCUCCUGGGCUCAAGUGAUCCUCCCACCUCAGCCUCCCUAGUAGCUGGGACCACAGGCAUGCGCCACCAUGCCCAGUUGGGAAGACACUUUUCCUCUGAGAAACAGUUAACGGGCCCUAUUGCCAGUCACCGCUAACCACACAGCCCUAAAGAGUCCUAGGGCCUGGGAGGCCUCUGUCCAAGGCUAAGGGUCCCUGUGUCAUCAACCCCUAGGCCUAGGUCAGAGAGCACUUGAACUGUCUUGGGGCCUGAUGGGUCCAGGAAGUUUCCAGCCCUCUCCAGCUGCCUUACCACACCUCAGGGGUGUGGGCACCAGCCGUUUCCAUGGCUGAGGCAAGGCUCCUGGCCCACCUCAUAGUUCAGAGGCCCUCUUUUGGGACCCACUCCCCCUCACCCCCAUGUAAACAAGCUACCACUGCAAGUUCAUAUUUUAUUUCCAAUAGGUUUGGAGCUUUGUUGAUUUUUGCAUUUUUGUAAAAAAGGAAAAAGUUUUCACUUAAUUCAUUGAAAGCCCUUUCGUGCUGAGCCCAAGGGGGAGCCUGGGCCAGGACCAGACCCUCUCAGCCCUCUUGUUCCUACCCCAGACACCGGUGCUGAGGGGUGCGGCUGCUCCCCUCCGCCCACUCUGCCCUCCCGCCCCUGCUGCAUCUCUCUCUGUACAGAACAAUUUUUAAAAUGGAAGCUAAGACACAAUAUACACUGGACAGACACACACACACGCACACAGGCGUCCGCCCAGAACAGGGCGGGACACCAGCUGCACUCAGAGAGCACCAAGGAAUGCAUACGGAGCCCCUCCGGG
Molecule: messenger RNA, 6274 nt
Organism: Gorilla gorilla gorilla (western lowland gorilla)
Lineage: Eukaryota; Metazoa; Chordata; Mammalia; Primates; Hominidae
Gene: UNC13D
Product: unc-13 homolog D
Exons: 32
Coding region: 488-3703 (1071 amino acids)
Biological process (GO): secretion
Cellular component (GO): exocytic vesicle
Source: RefSeq, a predicted model, not a curated record